UCAGAGAAGCUCUGGAAAAUCGCCUGUUUAUUGCCGUAUUCCGACUUCCCUCUGUCAUGAUGAUCGUGGUCCACACCGAGGACACGCGCUUUUAUAAUUUUAUAAGAUUACAUUUGUUAAAAGCGUCUGUGGAAUCGAUGCUGAUUAGCGACUCUUUGACUUAUGAGACGCGCGGAUCACAACUCCAGUGAAGCCAUGACAAAGUAAGACCUUCAGAUUAAAAGGCUUCAUACAAGAUGGAUGGAUACGCCAAGCAUUUUCCAACAACUACCUAUGGGUGAAAGCUGACGCACUUCAUGGAAAAUCUUCCCUUUGACUAUAUGACCGUCCUUUUCUACAUGUCUAAUGUGCCCUGGUGUUAAUAUGCCGCAAUCAGACUGCAAAUAUGUGAACAACAACCAUCACUACAGCCUCCACAGCGUACCCACUACUGGUAUCAAUGGAAAGAAGCCCAUCAUAACUUUUUUUGACUUUAAGCACAAAAAUGGACCCGAACAUCUGGAGAUCCAUUGGGUUUCCCUGUUGUCAUUUGGCAACCUGCGAAGUAUCUCAAAAGUCAAAGUUGUCAGCUUUCUGUUGGGUUUGACACUGACAUUCUUCAUAAUGGCUUCCUACAUCCUGACGUGGGACAGGAAAGGGUUUUUGGUCGCCCCCGACAUGGAUGUCUCCACAGGCACAAUCGCAGUUUCUUCUGUUUGUUUGGGAAAAAGUUCGAUAGACAUUGAUUUACUGGCAGGGCUGAUUGGGUCCAAAUUGAAAUACACAGCCAGGAAGGUGCCCAAUGAAAAGGAUGUGAUUGGAACAGAACCCCACUUGUUUUCUGUAAUUCCUCGCCAGUUCCUGCCUGGCAUCAAAAGCCCUUGCUGGCAUGAGGAGGUUUCCAGUAAGCUAGCCGCAGAUCCGUACAGGGGCAAUCGCUUCACUUUGCGCUCAAAGAGCUUCCAAGCUGUGUGCGGAUACCUGAGCACAACCUUCCAAAAGAGUGUGUACCUGAAAGACGGCAAACAGUUGCGCCUCCGCUGCUUACCUUAUUUCUACAUCAUCGGCCAACCAAAGUGCGGCACAACGGAUUUGUUCCACAGACUGCUGCUGCAUCCAGACAUCAAGUUCAACACAGUGAAGGAGCCACACUGGUGGACCAGGAAACGUUUUGGUUAUAUCCGUUUCAAAGAUGGCCUCCAGGAAGGCUUCCCAGUGAAUGAUUACCUGGAUCUGUUUGAUUUGGCAGCUCACAAGAUCCAAGAAGGAAUGGUUGGAAACUCAUCUGGAGACCAUCAUGCACUCCAGCUCAUAACAGGUGAAGCUAGUGCAUCCACAAUGUGGGACAACCAGGCCUGGAGCUAUCUCCAUGGAGACAGGGAGGAGACAGAUCCCCCAUUCCUGGCCCAGGACUUCAUCCACGUGGUCCACCCUGGUGCCAAAAUCAUCAUCAUGCUCAGAGAUCCUGUAGAGAGGUUGUAUUCUGAUUACUUGUACUUUAAAAUGGCCAACAAGUCAGCAGAGGACUUCCACCAGAAGGUCUCAGAGUCCGUGCAGUUGUUUGAGUCCUGCCUUUUCGAGAGGCCCAUUCGUUCCUGUGUCUAUAACACCAGCCUGUCCAACGCCAUGCCGUUCCUCACCAUCACUGUUAGCUGACUGAUCUGAUCAUAUAGCAACCCCUGGUUUCCAUGGCAACCAUGAGGUAUUGUAUCUGCACUCCACUGGGAUCAGCGAGGCAAGUCCACAUCACUAACAUGCCACAAGAUACAUUGUUUUCCUAGUUAAUUUAUAAAGUUUGGCAAACUAGCAUGAUUUAACAUUUACCAUUUCCUUGUCAAACAACUCUGUCCAGAAAGCAGAUCCUGGUAACAACAUUCCAACAUUCAGAAAGAGUAAAGGGGAACAGCACCACCUAAUGGAGACCAGCCUCGAUCUUGACUGUGUCAUUUGUUGUUAGCAGUGCAUUGCGUAUUAUAUGCAAUGAUCAACAACAUGUAUGCUGUAUAGUUACAACACACUUUUAAAAUGCAUAUUUGCACAUCUUCAUUUCAAAUUCUGUUGGUUGGCAAAUAAUCAACAAUUCACCCCCCCACCCCCCCACUCCACCAAUCUCUGGGGCCGCCACUGUUUAACAGUUUACAAAAUGAGAGUCACUGUUUUUAUUACUAGUCUGAUGCUUUUAUUAACUCCACAAAUAUGAAAUGUGUCCUCUGAGAGGUUGUAAACAGAUGGUGACCUGCACAGGGAAUUUUAUUAUUAUUUUUUUUUUUCAUUUUGAUGGUUUUAACCAACUUGCAGUGCAGAAUCCCAUCAGACAUCUCCACAUGUAAUCCCAUCAGGUAGUGCUCCCUCAGGAACCAGCUGAGUUAUCAGCUCUGUCAGGUGGUUACUUCUAAUCACGUCACCCGGUUUUGCCGCCUGCAUGUAUCCUUACAGGCUUGUGAGCUCCAAGCCGGUUUGACUUGAAACAUCAGCUUCUGUUUCACUAUUUAUGUAACUCUUCUGUUAUGAAUAAAAUGAAGAUGAGGCCUUUGCAAAUCUGUUAGUGAUUGGGAAUCACAGCAGAAUAUUUUUAAGGAGCAAAGCACGGUGCUGCCCCCUGGAGGACAUACAAUGGCAGUGUAGCUAAAACUUUUCAUCUUUCAACUAAACAUGAACAGAACACUAAUAAACAGUGCUGCACAUGUGUGUCACAUUCAUUUGCAAGACUUUAAUAAUGUAAAGAUGAAUCACUGGCAUUUAUAUGUCACUUCUUCUGUUUUUGCAAAAAAAAAAAAAAAAAA
Messenger RNA from Thalassophryne amazonica, 2762 nucleotides. Its product is annotated as carbohydrate sulfotransferase 15-like. Lineage: Eukaryota; Metazoa; Chordata; Actinopteri; Batrachoidiformes; Batrachoididae. The record is from RefSeq and is a predicted model, not a curated record. Bases 346 to 1635 code for a protein of 429 amino acids. Gene Ontology annotation, biological process: hexose biosynthetic process. The transcript is spliced from 7 exons. Gene Ontology annotation, molecular function: N-acetylgalactosamine 4-sulfate 6-O-sulfotransferase activity.